This is a messenger RNA of Scheffersomyces stipitis CBS 6054, 813 nucleotides long. RefSeq lists its product as uncharacterized. Gene Ontology annotation, molecular function: mismatch base pair DNA N-glycosylase activity. Bases 1 to 813 code for a protein of 270 amino acids. The record is from RefSeq and is a predicted model, not a curated record. Gene Ontology annotation, biological process: base-excision repair, AP site formation. The transcript has 3 exons. NCBI's taxonomy places the organism in Eukaryota, Fungi, Ascomycota, Pichiomycetes, Serinales, Debaryomycetaceae.
AUGUCUGACAAGUUGAAGCUGCUUCAAGCUUUCAGAUUCAAAGAUAAGGAUGCCGAGAAAGUAGUCGCGAAUUCAGAGAAAAUACAGAAAAGAGUCAAACCAACUCUGAAUACAUACCCUGAACAGUACAAAGAUGUCCGUCCCUCUCUAGUAGAGAAUUUGACUCUUCUAUUUAUAGGAUUUAAUCCCGGAAUGGAAUCCUCACUUCAACAACAUCAUUAUGCCCAUUUCUCGAACUUGUUCUGGAAACUCUUCAACCAGUCGGGACUACUAUUGCAAUGCUUGGGAGUACUAGACCCACAGUACUUACUGCAUAACUACGAUAAUGAUGAAUUACUACAGGUCCUCGUUAAAGAUGGGACGACGUACGCCAAACCAGAACACGACUACGAGCUUAUAAAGUACAAGAUCGGGUUUACAGAUUUGAUAUUGAGAUGUACACGAACGGCACAGGAACUUCCAAUGGCCGAGAAGCUUGCCAACGUCCCCAGAUUGAUAGACGAGUUCAAUAUGUCUAGCAGCAAACACAUUGUGUUUAUUGGCAAAGGAAUAUGGGAGGUUAUAGUGAAAUAUGUGGAAGUAGAACUAGGAAUCAAGAAGGUAAAGCUUUCGAAAGAGACUUUUAUGUGGGGACUCCAAGACUCUCAGAACUCCAGGUUAUAUGCUCUAGUGCUAAAGAAGUUCCAGCUGAAGAUAUCCGCUGAUUCUAAGGUCUUUGUUUUUCCAAACACGUCUGGGUUGGUAGGUUCGUUGAAGUACGAGGAGAAAUUGAAGUUGUGGCAGGAUUUGGCAGAUGUCAUCUCAAAAACUUGA